This is a messenger RNA of Drosophila busckii, 1741 nucleotides long. RefSeq names its product putative transcription factor SOX-14 (gene Sox14). The record is from RefSeq and is a predicted model, not a curated record. The transcript has 2 exons. Gene Ontology annotation, biological process: anatomical structure morphogenesis; positive regulation of transcription by RNA polymerase II; cell differentiation. Bases 91 to 1677 code for a protein of 528 amino acids. NCBI's taxonomy places the organism in Eukaryota, Metazoa, Arthropoda, Insecta, Diptera, Drosophilidae. Gene Ontology annotation, molecular function: RNA polymerase II cis-regulatory region sequence-specific DNA binding; DNA-binding transcription factor activity, RNA polymerase II-specific.
UACACAACAUAAAAAGUGAUCAAAAAUUAUAAACAUCAAAGUUCGGUGCCUGCUGUUGCUGUUACAUCGAACUGCACAUUAACCACUGCAAUGGACAACGAUGGCAACAUCAGCAUCAACAAACGGAAAAGAUCUCCAACAACAGAAUGUACACAAGAAGAGGCACAGGGAUUGCGACUAAGACUGGGAGACGAAGAGGAAUUCCCACAGGAUGAUAAUUUAAAUUUGGUAUUCGGCUCAGCACGCGUCUCCCUCAACUCAAGCACUCCAUAUUCAGAUGCAACCCAAACAAAAAAGCAUUCACCCGGUCAUAUUAAGCGGCCCAUGAAUGCUUUUAUGGUCUGGAGCCAAAUGGAACGGCGAAAAAUCUGUGAGAGAACGCCCGACCUGCACAAUGCCGAAAUAUCGAAGGAACUGGGAAGACGGUGGCAACUUUUAUCGAAGGAUGAUAAGCAGCCAUAUAUUAUUGAAGCCGAAAAGCUGAGAAAACUACAUAUGAUAGAGUAUCCAAAUUAUAAAUAUAGGCCACAAAAGAAACAAUCGAGAUUACCAAUUGUUUUAAAACAAAAUCAGGAUAUAGAUAGCAAUGAUAAUAACAAGCAUGACUCAUACAAUACGUCGGCCUCAGCCCCAGUCGUUACGUCUGCCUCUGCCUCGCGCUCAGGCUCCGGCGCUGGAACAUGCACUGUCGGUCGGAAAAACAAAAAAUCUACCUCUACUUGUCAAAAUGGUUCGAUGCCGAAACGGCAGAAAAACGAUUCUGGUGAUAUCAUAAAAAGUAAAUACAAUGUUAAAGACCUAGCUGAAUCUAUGGGCAUUGAAAAUCCGCUAGAUAAUAAUUUUUUAAGCUACCAGUCAACUGAAAUUCUACCUACGAAUAAUCAAAACGAAUGCGAAAUGGAACUGACCAUAAAUAAAAGCAUAGUUAAAUUGGAAAAUGUAGCAGAGAUUAACCAAACCCAAUUAAACGAAGUUGUUUCCAAGUAUUUUCAAAUUUUUGAAGAUUCGUCGAAAAAUGAGGACUCAUUAUUAGAAGCCACCAUGCUGACCAACAGUAGAGGUGAUGUCAUCACCAAUAAUAUCCUAACUGUCAUCGACACUCACCCAAACUUUGAAGAUUGCCAGAAUUUGGGAGAGCCUGUAUUCGACUCCGAGGAUAAUAUUGUCAACGAUGCAAAUUUGCAUUCGGCCAGUCAUCAAUUACCUCCAUUUGUACCAGAUUCGCAUGAUUGCUUCGCCGAUGAAUGCAAUUCUGAAAGCGCACCGCACAAGCCGGAGUACGCCGUUCAUCCGCAGAGAGUUACGAUGAACAUUGAAAUCCACAAUAGUGCGCUUUCCUAUGGAGGGCAUACAUUCCAAAAUGACGAAUUCAAUCCAAUGCCGUCUGCAACUGAAGAAACCGAUUGCAGCAUACUAACCUCAACGAAUUCGCCUCACAUUGGCUUUUGCGGCAGCAAUAGUUUGGUUGAAUCCGAUGGAAUUGUUAAUCCAUGUACGUAUGCGACACAGGACUAUAGCAAUAAUCUAAUUGGAGUACACAAUGAUCUCAAUUAUACCACACAUGAUAAUAACGGAGCUCUCCUAGCUUAUACAUUUGAGGACUUGCCACCUCAGCCAACUGGUAGUCACUUAGAAUUUAAUAACAGAUAUGAGUUUUCAAGUUUAUACAAAAUGUGAGAUAUAAAACGUGAGAAAUAUUUAAGGAUUGAUGUAAUGUGUAAUUAAUGUUUAUACCUUUAUA